Oryzias latipes (Japanese medaka) is the source of this 5946-nucleotide messenger RNA. It is a transcript of the gene inhbaa, whose product is annotated as inhibin subunit beta Aa. Gene Ontology annotation, cellular component: extracellular region. The record is from RefSeq and is a predicted model, not a curated record. Gene Ontology annotation, molecular function: growth factor activity; cytokine activity. Lineage: Eukaryota; Metazoa; Chordata; Actinopteri; Beloniformes; Adrianichthyidae.
GUCAGUAAUGAUACUAAAAUUGACUCAAAUUGGGGGACAAGUAUUAGCGGGGCCCUUGCCCCCCUUCAUAGUUUCGCCCCUGUGUGUGUGUUUUAAUUAAAGGUCUGAGUAAAAGGUUUCAUCAUAAGGACAGAAAUCAUUAAAAGAAGCAGAAACAGGAGGAUUUCGGAUUUCUGUGGCUUCUUCUCACAGUGCUGGACUGUUUUAUUCUCAGUUUUAUUCUCAGUCAUCCUCUUCUAGAUCAGCUGGACUUCCCUUUCCCGACUCUUGGAAGUCUUGGACUUCUCCUCCGCUAUGGUGGAUUGAGGUGUUAAAAGAUGCCGACCCAUGACUGCCGCUCACAUCCUGAUCUCAGACUGUCUAGGUGGGGCUUGUCAAGAGACGAGGCUCAACCAGACUGAAGACAUGCAGCACAUCAGACAGGCCUGCUGACGGUCAGACGGAAAGAGGAGUCACGUUUGUGGCAGUUUUUCCCCCUCAGUGCAUGACUGAUUCACUGACGGGGGGGCAAAGGAAUCCCAGCUUCUCUGUGAACAACCACACAGAGAGAAAGGUAAAAAGUGCUAUGAGUCACUGUGUGAGAUUGGACGAGACUGAAGGAGGAGGGACACAGAUAUAAUGAUGGUAGGAGGCGAGAGAGUGGCAGAGGCAGGCAAAGAAGGACAAGAGCAAGGAGGAGAGAGGCGGCCCAGCCCACUCCGCUAAAACCAUUCAACUGGUGAACCAGAGACGGCAUUCAACUCUCACAGAGGCAGAGAGGGGGGGAGCAGAGCCAGAAAGAGGCAGAGAGGAACUCCCUUCGUCUGGGAUAACUUAGUCUAACUGACACACGCCGAAAACACACUCUGCAGUGACUUCGCCCAGGGAGCACGGCAACACUUUCCCUUCAUCCAUUCAUCACAUCUGACUUUUUUUCUCUUCUUUUUGUUGUUUUUUUCUUUGGCUCGUGUGACGCCUCCACAUUUCACAGCCAUCUGUCCCUGACAAAAAAGAUAAGGAUUACUCAUUUUCUCGCUCGCCGUUGUUUUUUUUGGUCUCGUCCUCUCACUCGCUUCUUUGCAGCUUUUUUCCCUCCGUUUCGCAGGUGGACUGUGAGCUGAGCUCAACUUUGCUGCCUCCAAACUUCAGAGAGGAGGACAACGGAGAGACUGGCAGAGGAGGAGAAGACUUCUUCUUCAUUUUUUGAUUCUUGCCUGAAAUCAGAGGUGUCUUCAUCCCUGUUGUCCCAUCUGUGCAUCUGCAUCAGACAGCAUCUCAGAACCAGCCUUUCAGCCGCUCAAGUGUCUCCUGCCAUCAUGUCAGUGUUCCCGCUACUCAGCUGGGCCCUUCUGCUCCUGGUCCAGGUCCGGGGCUCCGGAUCGACCUCAGACCCAGCUUCCAUGCUCCAGCCUCUUUCCCUGAGUGUUCAUCCUCACCAAAAGCUUCAGCUGGACACCUCCUCCAGCUCCCACUGCCCCUCCUGCGCCCUGGCCAGGAUGCGGCGAAACGAAGGGGUGAUGGCGGGAGAUGGUGAUGACAAAGCAGGACAUGAGAGGGAAGAGGAGGCUGCGGCUCAACAAGACGUGGUGGAGGCUGUGAAGAGGCACAUCCUCAACAUGCUGCACCUGCAGGAGCGUCCCAACAUCACCCGGCCGGUGCCACGUGCCGCCCUCCUCAACGCUCUGCGCAAACUCCACGUGGGGCGAGUGGCCGAGGACGGCAGCGUUCAGAUCGGGGGGGAGGAUGAGAUGCGGGGGAGGGGUGGCCGUGGAGGAGGCGGCGGAGGGAUGGGAGGAGCAGCCGCUGCUCACAUGGGAGACGGCGGCGACUCAGAAGAAACAACGGAGAUCAUCACUUUCGCUGAGGCAGGUGAAUCCCAAGGCUCGAUCAACUUUGUCCUCUCCAAGGAAGGUGGUGACAUGUCUCUGGUGGAACAGGCUACUGUCUGGCUUUUCCUUCGUAUGGUCAAGACCAACCGCAGCCGAGCCAAAGUCACCAUUCGCCUCUUCCAGCAGCGCCGACUCCCCAACGGACGAUUGUCUCAACCACAGGAUGACAUCCUGCUGGCCGAGAAGAAGGUCGAUACCCGUCGCAGUGGGUGGCACACCUUUGCCGUGUCAGCGGCAGUGCAGGCGCUGCUGGAGAGCUCAGAGGGGAGCACACUGAGCCUCAGGAUGUCCUGCCCACUCUGUGCAGAUGCUGGCGUCACGGUUGUCCUUGUCUCUGGCAGCACGGAAACACUGCAGCGCAACAACCAGCGGGAACAGUCCCACCGGCCUUUCCUCAUGGCAGUGGUCCGCCAGGGAGACAGCAACGACUCGCGGCGGCGCAGAAAACGAGGUCUGGAGUGCGAUGGGAAGGUGCGUGUCUGCUGCAAGAAGCAGUUCUACGUCAACUUCAAAGACAUCGCGUGGGCUGACUGGAUAAUUGCCCCAUCGGGUUACCACGCCAACUAUUGCGAGGGCGAUUGCCCGUCUCAUGCUGCAAGCCUCCCAGGGUCCUCCCUGUCCUUUCACUCCACCGUCAUCAGCCACUACCGGAUGAAGGAGAACAGCCCCUUCCAGAGCCUGAAAUCGUGCUGCACACCCACCAAGCUACGAGCAAUGUCCAUGCUGUACUACGACGAGAAGCAAAGGAUCGUGAAGAAGGACAUCCCAAACAUGAUUGUGGAGGAGUGCGGCUGCUCGUAGACACCAAAACACAAUGGACCCAACAAAGUGGACUGAAUAGAAUUGGUGAGAGCACCUCUACGUCCCGUGUGGGAGGACAGGACAAUGAGCUGGUGACUGUGGGACUCAGUCUUUACCUCUCUCUGGGUCACUCUCUGGGAUAAAAACUUGUUUCCAAACUAUUUUAGCAGAAUUCCCAGAGAAUCUUGAUGGCACUUUCAGAAAAAGAAAAGAAAAAAAUGAAUAUCUAAUAUAUUUUUGCUACAAAAACAGGAAAAGUGAGGCUUAUUUAUGUGGCGAGACGUUCAAGCACCACUCAAUCCGUCAGAUUCUGGAAAAAUGAGGUGCCUGAAAAACUAAGGACAAAAAAACCUCUAAACUAUGCAACGUGCUUCACGUAUCAUAACUAUUGUAUUUUACUCUGUUUACUUUUUCAAAUGUUAAAAGAAGAAAGAAACAUUUUGUAUUUUUUCUUUGGAAGUGUACAUUUGUGGUGUGCGUAUGCUCGUUUGUAUGUUUGUGUGCGUUGAGAGAUACUUGAAAGAAACAAGUUGGCCCAGCUGCUGGAACCAAACACUUCUUUUUAUGUUACCAAGGUAACCAUGUUAAUUUUAUAAUUAUUAUUACUAGUAAGUAUGUUAUUAAUAUUAAUGUUAUUAAUGAUAAUAUUUCUCUUUACAAAAACGUUACAAACGUUUUCAUUGUUUGCACUAUAGCCUCACACCUUCAGAGAGUAGUCAGUAGAUAAAAGAGUCCGAAAACCCCUCCAGGACGGCCGGAGCCUCAUAAGAACCCACAGGCACCAGCAAGUCUUCCUGAUGAUGGUCAGUCUGCAGGGCCUAUUCCCUGCUUAGCCGGAGGUGACUCGUGCUGUACACAUGGGUUAAAAGUGUCAAAAAAAAGAAGGAAGGCAAACCCCAUGACAUGAUUGGUGGACUGUCCAUCAAACAGCUGCGUCAGGCUAAUUAUUUCCACCAAACACCGACAAAACUUUUAGAAACGUUUACAAAAAACUUUUUGAAGUGACUGAAUGAGAGCACCUAAAAAGCUACGUUUGUCUUUUAAAUGUAGCCAUUAUUGCUAUAGAUGUUAAAAAGUAUUUCUUAGGGGCUUUAAUGCUGCUUUCAUUUCUCCCAGUUUCCAUCAAUAGAGUCCCAAUUUAGCAAAAAGAAAAAAAAAACUUUUUGGGAUUAUUUAUAUUUAUAAGUUGUGAAACUUCAUUCGUCUAAAAAUGUUUCUGUCAGUGAAAGUAUUUGGCUAGAUCCUUUAGGAUGUAUUGGUAUGUUUACAUUUAUAGAUGGUCAGAAAAAAAUCCCACAUUGUCUAAAACAAAAGUCUGUUCUAGAGCUGAGAAGUCAAACAUUUUCUUUUUGUGCUGUAAGAAACUUCUUUUGUUGACAAUAAAACUCUUGUUCAAUUAUCCAUCAAAGAAAAUUGAUCAGCAUCUGUAUUUUGCUCAAAUUCAGACUGACUUUUUACAGCAAGACUCAACAAUGACAUUCUCAAGUUUACUCUAACAGAUGUGAUUUAAAACUCCACCCCCUGUGGACCAAAAACAAGAGCUCUUAAUGAUUUUAUUCUAUUCUUACUUUUUCCUCAUAUCUGUUUUACUUGCUGUUGGUUCUGCCUUCAGGUGGCAAUGAUAGACAAACCACACAGCAAAUGGAAAUAUUUUAACGUCAUCAUUAGGUUCAUGUUACUAAAAUGCAGAAAGUCUGACUUUAAAAGGACUUUUCUCCUUUUAAGUUUGCAUUGCAGUUGUUAUUAGGCUUUUAUUAUGCAGUUUAUCUGCACCAGUUGCAUGAAGCAUAUUGACAGGAAACACACUGACUCUGACCGGAUGAGUCUUUGUUGUUAAAUUGACAUUGACCCGAAAAGAAUUUUUAUUUUGAAGGAAAUAAGGCCAUGAUAAACUAACAAAAAAAACAUUUAAUUUGGGGUAUAACAUCAAACAUUCUGGUUAUAUAGACAAACUUGACUAAAAAAUUUAUUUAUCCCUGUUCUUCACCCCUUCAUCCCUUUUUUUGAAGAAAGUAACUUCUCUCAACAAGCCCAGUCACUGAUGGGUCAGGUCCAGUGGUCAGGCUCCGCCCACCCAGGGAGUUUGUCACUUCAAACCCACAAGAAUCAUCCCAGAAAAUGCUUUAUAUCUUUUUAUAUUUUUGUUUGAGAUUAUUGGUUUAGUUUAAAUGCAGUGACAGACUGAAAACAUUGAUUCACCAAAUUGAGAGUUUUAAUUAAAUCCUUUACACACACUACAGAUGAUUAAGGCAGUAGACGUUACACACUGCUAAAAAGAAAAAAAAAGACAAUACAUUUUUUGAUCUUUUGAUCUAAAUGUUAGAGAAUAACAUUUUUUAAAGAACUAAGAGAAAAUCCUGCAUGUUUGUCAUUCUAAGGAUCAGUGAAUGUGGUUCUGAAAGCAUUUGAAGGUUCUUUUGUGAUGAGGAGCAGCCACUUCUCAGCUUCUAGAGCACACAUGCAGGUUUAGUUUGCCCUUAGGACACCAAAGACACGUGUGCGUCAGUAGAGCUCAGAGGAAAAGUGACAGAAAGUAAAAUAAAAUGGAGUCUUUGAAGAUCUGUAGUGUGAAAUGUGAUGCAAUUAGGGGAGACAAGUAUUUUAUGUCUGAAUCCCUUUCAGAAAGACAAAACGGAAUUGUAUUGUAUCUCUGAAAGCCUUGUAUUUGUCAUUUAGAGUUGUGAUGGUUUUAGGAACUCUGCUUUCCACAAUGCUUUACACUUUCAUUUAACCUAAAAGAAAAGAGAAAAACGUUUUCUAGUUUUGCAUCUGAAGGAAAAAAAAUAGAACAAAAACCAUCAGUGUAAUUGUGUGUUUGUGAUAUCAGUAUUGUUGAUUAGUUUGCCAAAAGUCAAGAGUAUCUGUGGCCUUUUUGUCAAAACAUGGAGAGUUUUUCUGCAUUAAACUGGAGAAUGGAGCCUUUCCUUCUGAAAUCUGAGCAUCAAAACAUGUCAGAUCGAAAAAUAGUUGUCAUAAAAAAAUAAAAGUGUAAAUACAAUGAGUGGUCAGGUUUGCAAAGAGUUUUUUUUUUACUUUAUCAAGACAAGAUAAUAAUAAAUAUGAUAACGAUACAUUCUGACACUAAAAGAAGUGGACAAAGAAUAAGAGUCUAUUUUUGGUUCUGUAUAUAUUGAUAUAAAGAUUGCAGUAUGUUGCUUUGCUCUGUUGUAUGAAAUAAAUGUGCUUGUGCCAUUUUUCUAAUCUAAUUUAUUUUGCAGUAUUAUUUGUUUUUCAUCUUUAUGUUCUUCACCAUUAAAGUUUCCAGGAUGUACACAGA